CCUCUGCCAACGACCCCACGACGCUCAAGACGCUUUCAGCCCAAUGUCACUCGAGGUAGAUCACCAACAUCGCGUCCAGAAACAGAUGCAUGGAUCUCCGGUGCGCCCGCUCAUAGCAGGUGUACUACCCACGAAGACAUGAUUCCCGAGGAUGAGGAAGAUGCGAAAGACAUUGAAGACCUCGAGACAAUGUUUCAUGGCCAAUUCAUCCGCAGAAGUCAGAAUAGAGGUCGGGCUGCUCUGCGAACAUACUCGAGGAAGGCUUCAAGUUCUAGAACACGGGAGGAGGGAAAGGACGAGACCUUCAAAAUUGGAGAUACCGUUUUGGUUGCUACCGAUCCUAAAAAGCCUAGUGUUGGGGUCAUUAUUGCCAUGUGGGAGAUACGUAGUCGAGAGGAAAGUGCCGAUGUCCCUAGGAUGCGUGUGAGAGUUCACUGGUUUUUGAGGCCUACAGAACUUCCACAAACGAGAGCAAAGAGGAAUCACUUCCAGAACGAAGUAUAUUAUUCUCUGGACCGCACUUCCCCUCUCAGCACUUCAUCAAUCAUAUCUCAUUGUACGAUCACGGAUCAACCUGACUCGAACGCGACAGUCAAAAGUUCUGCAGCUUGGUCUGUGUCUCCUUCCAAACGUCAACGAAUAUCCGAUGACAGUGACUCUGCCAAUACUGACGCUGGCGAGAAGUUCUAUUGUGGGAUUGCUGUUGACUCACAGCGUGGUUUAUUCUAUGAACUUGACUGGAGACGGCAUCGAGAUCAUGCUUUAUCCCUGUGUCCUGAGACAGGCGGGGUUGCAGAAUGGGGCACCGGUUCCUCAUGGCGCGUGUCAGUCGAAAUUCCGAAGAAAACUCGCAGCGCCACAUUACGGAAGAUUGAUGAAGAGAGAGAUGGAGACGACAACGACGACGAAUACAAGGCUGACAAUCAAAACGUAUCGGACCAUUCAGACUCUGAGACUUCGACGCAUGAUCAUGUCUCUGAAGACGACGAAAGUGCACCUACCCUACCAAGGACUCCUUCGAAAAAACGCAAGCGAAUUUUCAGUACGCCUACUAAACCGCGCACCAACACGACCCCUCGAUCAACCCCGCGAAAACGCACACGUAGCAUUGCACAGCCAACGCCUCAUUCCAAGGCGGCUCUUCGUAGGCGGGCUAGGAAGGUGACUGUGCGUGCACCGCCGCCAGAACUCGUAGGGAAUGUCGAACAGCUGCCCAGGGAUCCUUACCUUCGUGCGAUGCAUAUUUUACACGUUGCUGCUCGCCCCGAAGCACUGCCAUGUCGAGAGGAAGAGUAUCAGAGGAUCAUGCGUUCUGUGGAGGAGUUGCUCGAAGAGGGAAGCGGUGGCUGCAUCUAUAUUUCGGGUGUUCCGGGAACGGGGAAGACAGCCACCGUCCACGCUGUGGUAAGACAGCUCAAGAGGAUGGCUGAGCAAAACGAAGUCAAUCCGUUCACGUACGUUGAAAUCAACGGACUGAGAAUCCCAGAACCAUCUGCAGCAUAUGGUCUACUAUGGGAAGCAGUAUCUGGUCACGAUGCUGCCGAAGAUGGGCGUCUGAGGAUAAGCUCAAAGGAGGCCCUCAACAGCCUUACGAAACACUUUAGUUCAGGUGGCAGAAUGGGACCCAGGGGUCACGCAUGUAUAGUGCUCAUGGAUGAACUCGAUCAGUUAAUGACCACGAAACAAGACGUUGUUUACAAUUUUUUCAAUUGGCCAACGUUGGUUGGCUCUAAGAUCGUGGUGAUCGCUGUCGCGAAUACUAUGGAUCUACCUGAAAGGGUGAUGACUGGGAGAGUACGAUCCCGACUAGGGAUGAUCCGAAUCAACUUUCAGCCAUACACGACGCAACAACUUGAAAAAAUUGUCCGCUCACGGCUAGAGAUUGCUAAAGAAGACUUGGAGUCAGGCCCGGUAGAUGUUAUUUCACCGGAUGGUGUCAAAUUCGCAUCCAUGAAGGUUUCUAGUAUCAGUGGUGAUGCAAGGCGCGUUCUUGAUAUUUGCAGGCGGACUGUGGAGCUUGUGCGACCUUUGAAACGAGUGGCACGUACAGAGGAUGUGAAGGAGGUGAUCAAAAUCAUGCAGAAUAGCCCUACGGCUGCAUAUUUGCGGGACUGCAGUUUCCACGAGCGUCUGAUGCUCGCCGCUCUUCUGAAGUGUAUGAAGAAAGAAGGCGUAGAAGAAAUCAAGUGGAGUGACAUCCAAUAUCAGCAUUGUCUGUAUCAGGCCGGUCUUGCAGGCGAUGACGACUCGACGCGCAAUCCCACCCCUAGCGAGUUCCGUUACAUUUUAGAUUCGCUACUGGCCUCGCGUGCCCUUCUGAUUGAGGAUGGGGCGCUCUCAUUAAAGAAACCCGAUGGCGAACGCAGACUUAUUCUAAACCUUGAACAAGUGGAGGUGGAGCGUGUUCUAGGAGACGUCGGGGGAUCAAGAUGGAAAAAUGCGCUGAGC
Molecule: messenger RNA, 2448 nt
Organism: Heterobasidion irregulare TC 32-1
Lineage: Eukaryota; Fungi; Basidiomycota; Agaricomycetes; Russulales; Bondarzewiaceae
Exons: 8
Biological process (GO): mitotic DNA replication checkpoint signaling; DNA replication initiation
Cellular component (GO): nuclear origin of replication recognition complex
Molecular function (GO): chromatin binding; DNA replication origin binding; ATP hydrolysis activity
Source: RefSeq, a predicted model, not a curated record